UCCGGCGGCUGUCCCGCGGUGCAGAAAGCCGUCGCCGCCGCGGUUACCUUCCAGCAGCAGCUCUGGGCUCUUCUCGGCUGCAGGAGCUGCUGCUCCAAUGCCCCAGAGCGGCCAUGAGCGCCCCGCACUGGUGGGACCAGCUGCGGGCUGGCAGCUCGGAGGUGGACUGGUGCGAGGACAACUACACCAUCGUGCCUGCCAUCGCCGAGUUCUACAACACGAUCAGCAACAUCCUGUUUUUCGUUUUACCGCCCAUCUGCAUGUGCUUGUUUCGUCAAUAUGCAACAUGCUUCAACAGUGGCAUCUACUUAAUAUGGACUCUUUUGGUUGUAGUAGGAAUUGGAUCUGUCUACUUCCAUGCAACCCUUAGUUUCCUGGGUCAGAUGCUCGAUGAACUCGCCAUCCUUUGGGUUCUGAUGUGUGCUCUGGCCAUGUGGUUCCCCAGAAGGUACCUACCAAAGAUCUUUCGGAAUGACAGGGGCAGGUUCAAGGUGGUGGUCUGCGUCCUGUCUGCAGUGACAACAUGCCUGGCGUUUGUCAAGCCCGCCAUCAACAACAUCUCUCUGAUGACCCUGGGGGUGCCUUGCACUGCGCUGCUCAUCGCAGAGCUCAAGAGGUGUGACAACGUGCGUGUGUUUAAGCUGGGCCUCUUCUCGGGCCUCUGGUGGACCCUAGCCCUCUUCUGCUGGAUCAGUGACCGAGCCUUCUGCGAGCUGUUGUCGUCCUUCCACUUCCCCUACCUGCACUGCGUGUGGCACAUCCUCAUCUGCCUCGCCGCCUACCUGGGCUGUGUGUGUUUUGCCUACUUCGACGCUGCGUCUGAGAUCCCAGAGCAAGGCCCCGUCAUCAAGUUCUGGCCCAGUGAGAAGUGGGCCUUCAUUGGCGUCCCCUACGUGUCCCUCCUGUGCGCCAAGAAGUCACCCAUCAAGAUCACGUGAUGGCAAGGCGGUGGCCGGCUUUUCUGCUCCUUUUCCCUGGUGCACUAGGGCUUCCUUUGCCAGCAGACAGCCAGGGGGCUUCACAGAGUCUGGAACCUGUGGGGGAGGGGGUCUGUCUUUUUAAAAUUCUCUUUCCUUGGGCUCUAACUAGUGUGUCUGUGGACUGCCAGGACUCCACUGUGCGUGGGGAGAAGCGAGUGUCUUCCCCUUUCCCAGAGGUGGAGAGUGGAAGGCUGGGAGGCACCAGGUGUGCCUCGCAGCAUCACUUCCAGAUGCAGUGACUUGUUGGGCUGUGUCCCUGUGGCGUCUGCAGAGCAGGCCCUUGAGUGACCCGGUGCUCACAAUGCCUGGCUUCCUGGAGAGAGUUUGCCUGCUCCAGACCCUGCCAUUCCCACGCCCUCUCGGUGCCGACUCUCCCGCUGCCAGACAGGCCCUGCGACAGACAAGAUGCUCUGACUGUCUGGUGGAAGAUGGCAGAGAUCUUCAUUUGGGGAAACCGUCCUAAAACAAAACCAAACAAAUGAAGCACACAGGGUUUUUGGCCAAGGAGGCUUAUGGCCAAGGAGGCUAGUUUUCUACUCGCAGUUCUCAAUAACCUAGGUUUUACCUACAUUUGUGAAUCCUUCAACUACUACCUCUGCUGAGAGAAGGAGACUUGACUUCAGAUGAGGGAGAAGCUAACGAGAAAAACCUUCUAUGCCAAAAACUACAGUCCACUUUGAGCCAUUCUUGAAGAAGAGCACAGUUUUUUUGUUUUGUUUUGUUUUUUAUUUUUGGUGAGGAAGAUUGGCCAUGAGCUAACAUCUGUUGCCAGUCUUCCUCUAUUUUGUAUGUGGGAUGCCGCCAUAGCAUGGCUUGAUGAGUGGUGUGUAGGUCUGCACCCAGAAUCUGAACCUGCGAACCCCGGGCCGCCAAAGUGGAGCAUGUAAACUUAACCACUACGUCACCAGGCUGGCCCCCGGGCACAGUUUUUAAAUGUGGACAUUGUUUGCCACCCACCCCAGCCCAGUAGCCCCAAACACACAGAGCAGAAUAGCUACAGCGUAAGGUCCCUUUGCAGACCCCUACUCCUUACUGCUUGCUCUCUGUAAGAUUGCCAGAGGGCUCAUGACAAUCGUGCUGGGGGUCCUGUUCAAAAUUUGGAGCACACAUGAAGUUUGGGAAACUUGUCUUCCUUGGAGUCCUGCUGUGUGCUAUUCUAUUCUGGAAUUAUCCUUGAGAACCCCCUGCUGCUUUCUCUAAUGUUUACUGUGGGAGCCACCCUCCAUCCUCUCUCACAGUACAAGGUGCUUCCUGUGGUUUCUCUGAGCAUCUGGCUGCUCGUUUUUCUCACUUGCUGGCGGGAACUUCACACAGUGGCUUUGGGUCGCUGGUGCUGCAGGCAAAUCUGUUGCCUUCUGAGUUUUCCUCACCUCAAGUGACAUUGUUACAACUAAUCUUCUCACUGGGCUGAAUGGAAAGCUGUCUAGAAGGCGAAGUGGGAGUUAAUGACCUCAGGGACUCAUUUUCACUCAGGCGUCUCCUUUGCAACAUUCCAUUGUGAGAAAGGAAAGGACAGACAGGUCCUUCUGGUGUGGACAGGAAUCCUGUCCUUGUCCUGAGUAUCUAAGAAUUGGGCAGUAGCAGUUUUUGGCGUUCCCAGGAACCCUUAACACUGGUUAGAAUUUGCACAAGUUCUAAGGUGAGAAGUCCAAUAAGAAACUGAAUUUAGAGUUUUAAAAUGAAUGACUUUAUCCUCCUUCUGUGGUUUUCAAAUUAUUUUAGCAGCAGAACCCUGUUUGCAGUAAGAAAUAGGUUGUAUUUAAUUAGCACAAAUUUAUUUUAAGGUUCAACUUAUAGCAUUCCCUCACAAAUACACCGGGUAGUGAAAAUGCAAAUUAACGAUUUGGUGGUUUUCAAAAUAGAAGAAUUUGGUAUGGAAUGAGUGUACGUGUUGCUUUUUUAGUUGAAAAAUAAAUUUAAAAAAUGAUACUUGAAUUAAGUAUUUAUGGAACCUCUAAUGCACUUCUGUGACACCUGGGUGGUUCAUGGAACAGAAUUUGAAAACUGCUGUUAAGUCCUUUGGGUUUCAAGUCUAGGAUUUUUUACAGAGAAAUAUCACUGUCUUCACUUCAGGUUGACUCCCUAGGUGUGGGUUCUGGCCUCAUCCGUUCUGCAGUAUAAAAAUGUUCCAAAGUAGAGACUUUGAUGUGUUUUAAGCCCAGCUGUCUUAGUGUGGAAGCAUAGAACGAGAAGCAGAGAGUGUAGGAAAUGUUUUGUGUGUAUGUUCGAGGUUUAAUUCCUGACUUGAGGGUUCCUCAGUGACGGGAGUGUUGUCCCAGCCGUCAAGGAGGUACCGGUUCUCCCUGUCGGGUGAAGGGCUUGUUCCCUGGGGAACACCAUCUCCAGCCCCCAACGCUUUGACCUUGCCCUUCUAGAAGUUUCUGAGUGUCCUUGGGAAAUAGGGCUAAAAUGUGACUUUGCUGUAAGUAAGGGAUUCACAGGGCUAUUUCCAUCCCUCUUGUACAAGGCAAAUGACUAAGUUAAGAUGUGGGAGGAAUGCUUUUGACGUCAAAAACAGAAUGCCUUCCUAGAGACUGGUUUUAAUGAGAUGAGGGCUGAGAAAGAACUGUGGAAUGGGCCGUAUUUGAAGAGGACAAAACCUAACUCUACCUUUGAACAGAAACCACUACAGCUUGCAUUGUGGGAUGGUAAAUCAAGAGAGUGAGAACAUACCAAUCUUAUUCUACGUUAGGUUUAUGGCAUCAUUCGUACUAUUUAUAUUUAUAAUGCUUUUAUAGUACUACAGCGCUCUUUAAAGAAAAUUGGGAAACUACAGAAAAAUGGAAGGAAAAAAGUAAUCUGUACUUCUGUUGUGCAAGGACAACCGUUGUUAAUAUUUUGGUAUAUUUCCUUCUCAUCUUUUUGUUUCCCCCCUAAUAUAGUUGUAAGUAGAAAUCUCGUAGAGUUGACAGUUUAUCCUGUAGCUUGAAUGGAAUAUAAGUGCCAGCUGUGUAUUCUUCACGACGAGCAGGUGUUGGAAGACACUGAAGGGAGCUGCACAGUUGAGCUCGUCGCUGGAUUCUGAGACCUACUCCUGAGUCGUUCCUGACAUGAAUGGGCCCUAAGAAAUAAUGAACCGAAUCUGCUUUUUCAUAUGCUUCUGGCCUGGGAUUGACAAGUCAUAGGAAAGAGCUGAUAAUUAUAUGGCUCCACAGGUUUGGAUGUUUUCAGAUUUUAAAAAAAGUGAAUAGCUUCUUUCGUUCAUGGAUGUGCAAUCAGGAAUCUUGUGUUUUUCCCCUAAUAAUGCAGGGAAGUAGAGGUUUGACAUUUAGGGGUUAGGUCAAGGCCGUUGCUCAGCAUGGCUAUCAGUUGCCCAAGAUCGAUACCCAGCAAGAACUGGAUUUAAAAUAUUAAAAAACGUGAAUGUUACCAAGUGAUCAUUUGAGUCAGUGAUUCUUGUUUUAUAGUGUUGAUUUUAGAAAAAGAAAUCUUCUCUCCCUUUUGUGAUGAUAUUGUCAUAAAACAAGCACUUCAGUGAAUAUAUUUACGGGGUGCGGGGAUGAGCAACCUGAAUCUAUUUGUAACAGGCUACAUUUUGGGGGAACUCGGUGCCUGUCCCUCUGAAGAUGCCUAAAACAUUAGUUAUGGAUGAAAGAUGUUCUGUUGGGGGACUAAGCUUGGUGGUUGUCAAGCACAGGCUUUGUGAAAUCCCAUCACCUAUCCUGAUCACUGGAGUUCUCAGGUGCGUAAAGCUUCUCCCCGCUUCAUCCCGCUUCGGGAGCCAGUGCCAUGUCGGAGGCUCCUGGACUGGAAUUUGACUGUUCCCUUGCUCUCUGUCCCUCGGGGCUGACCUGGAACCAUCUAGGGGACAGGUGAGGGCUGAAGCUGGCCCGGUCAGAGCCCCUCUCAUAGUCCCUUUCCCCAAAUGGACUUGGAACCUUCCAUAGUCCCCCCAUUGCAUGGGUGCUGCCGUUCCAGCCGGCCGGAGAAGUCUCCAGCCAGGUUGGGAUUCUCAGUGGAUUUUAUAGAUGUCAUUCUCCUGCAGAUUUUUUUAAAAAAUGGCCCCUACUCUAAGGGACUAAUUGUUUGAAUUAUGUCUUUCCCUAUAUGUUGAACCAGAUAUAAGACAAUUUUGUACCUACAGUAUGUAAUCAAAGCAAAUAUAAUAUUUUCAGAUAGAUACCUUAUUUUAUAUUUUAUGUAGGGGGUGCCAUAUGAGGGCGGUGUGCCCAUGGCUGUGGUGGCAUGGAAUCUCCCUUGCUGUGGGGGUGAUUUAAGGCCUUUGAAAUGGAGCUUUUGCACUUUAUGCUCUUCUGUGAACUGACUAUGAAAGCUAUGGUUGACAUUAAAGCCA
Molecule: messenger RNA, 5274 nt
Organism: Equus quagga
Lineage: Eukaryota; Metazoa; Chordata; Mammalia; Perissodactyla; Equidae
Gene: ACER2
Product: alkaline ceramidase 2
Exons: 6
Coding region: 114-938 (274 amino acids)
Biological process (GO): ceramide metabolic process
Cellular component (GO): membrane
Molecular function (GO): hydrolase activity, acting on carbon-nitrogen (but not peptide) bonds, in linear amides
Source: RefSeq, a predicted model, not a curated record